Apis laboriosa (Himalayan honeybee) is the source of this 3177-nucleotide messenger RNA. It is a transcript of the gene tmod, whose product is annotated as tropomodulin. Gene Ontology annotation, cellular component: myofibril. The record is from RefSeq and is a predicted model, not a curated record. Gene Ontology annotation, molecular function: tropomyosin binding. Gene Ontology annotation, biological process: myofibril assembly; pointed-end actin filament capping. The transcript is spliced from 9 exons. The coding region runs from base 552 to 1835 and encodes 427 amino acids. Lineage: Eukaryota; Metazoa; Arthropoda; Insecta; Hymenoptera; Apidae.
GCUCAGUCGCGCGUGAUCCACCUCGAAUCGCGCAUUCAUCCACCACGAAGAAACCACUUACGCGAAACCGACUUCGUCGCUUCGUUUGCAGCGAAUCGCCCCUCCUCCGAUGGGGCGUCCACCCAGGUAUCGAUCCGUGCCCCGAGUACCGAUCGAUCGUCGUCGAUCAUCAUUCUGAAUUCUCCUCUUCUCGCCCAUAAUCAAUAAUAACUCCCAUCUCCCUCUCGAUCUCUCUUCUCAACGUUACCCAAUAAUCUUACGAAUAACAACUAAACAUCGUACAAUCAUCGACAAGUUAAAAAGUCGUGACAAGUGUCGCAUUUCCGCAAUUCGGAUCGAAUCAAUUUCGGAUCGAUUUAAAUUAAUUUGGAUCGAGAGUGGAUCGAAGGUGUUCCUCGAUCGCAUCGAGUUCAAAGAGUUCGAGCAACUUGUGUGUCGAUCGUGAGAUUCAGUGAAGGGAUUACGAUUAUUAUUGUUGUAAUUAUUUCCUCCCCGAAGUGAAGCUUGAGUUGUGAAAGUCGUAGGGGAGAGAUCGAGAUCGUAGAUCGAGCAUGGCGACCACUCAGGUAUUCCAGGAUUGGGACUCGCCCCACGAGACCAUCAGCUCCAUGACAAGGACGAGCACUCGUAAAACUACGACUAAGACCACGACCAGGCGAGAGACAUCUUCAUCAACCAAGACAACCACAAUGACAACUGCAGCAAAGUUAUAUGGCAAGGAUUUGAGUGAAUAUGAUGAUGUAGAUGUGGAUGAUUUAUUGGCACAACUUACCCCAGAAGAAAUUAAUAUACUAGCUAAGGAAGUGGAUCCAGAUGAUAGCUUUAUGCCACCAUCACAGCGUUGUAGCUAUGAAUGUGACAAGAGUCCUACAGGACCAUUAAAUCGUAAGAAACUCAUUGAACAUAUCAACAAACAAGCUUUAGAAACACCAGACAGACCUGAAUUAAAACCUUAUGUACCUGGUGUAAUAAGAGGCAAAAAGUGGGUUCCACCUCCUCAAGAAACAACAAAAGAAAAAGAUGCAGAAGAGCAAAUUGCUAUUGAUCUUGGAGAAGAAUAUGAACAAGCAUUAUCUAAUGCUACUCAAGAAGAAAUUAUUGAUCUUGCUGCUAUUCUUGGAUUUCAUUCUAUGAUGAAUCAAGAUCAAUAUCAUGCUUCUCUAUUAAAUUCUGGCCAACCUGUUGGUUUGGGUUGGGAUGGUAUAACAAAAGCUAGUCAACCAAAACCUUAUCCAAUGGAACCUCCCAAUGAUACAGAUGUUGAUGCUACUAUUAAGCAAGUUAGAGAAGAUGAUGUUUCAUUAAUUGAUUUAAAUUGGAAUAAUAUUAAAAAUAUAUCUGAUGAAAAGUUUAUUCAAUUAUUCGAAGGAUUAGAGAUAAAUACACAUCUCGAAUCCCUAAGUUUAACGAAUGUGGGACUCACUGACAAGACUGCACAAAGGUUGGCAGAUGCCUUAGAAAAAAAUUCGACGCUCAGAGUACUCAACGUGGAAACAAACUUUAUAAGCCCAUCUGUGAUAGUAAGGCUCAUCAGGGCAUUGCUUAAAACGAAAUCAAUAGAAGAAUUUCGAUGUUCGAAUCAGAGGUCGCAGGUAUUGGGAAAUAAAAUUGAAAUGGAAAUUACACAAUUGGUGGAACAAAAUCCAACAUUGCUCCGACUUGGUCUUCACUUGGAAUUCAACGAUGCUAGACAUCGCGUAGCUGCACAUUUACAACGCAAUAUUGAUAGGAAUAUAUGCCGCACGACAUGCCUUCACAGGGAGUCGAGAUUAACUUCGAGAUCGUUCGCGUUUACUUGUAAAAAUACCCCGAUCUUGAGAGUGUAUUUUAGGUAAUUCCACCGUGAUGAAAGAUUUCGAGUAUAUUUUAUUUUAUGUCGGUUAAAAGGUAAUUAAUUCUUUCAGCACAUAAUAAUUCGUAAUUCUUGCAUAACUAUGCAUAAAACUCGCGGAAUAAUUGCGAUUUCUGUGCCUCUGAGUUUGAAAUCAAUUUUGUUUAAAAAUAUUGUUGAAUAUAUUAAGAAAAGAAUAAUUGUAUACAUUAAAUGUCACGUUAUAAUUAUAUUCAAUAGGAUUCUAAUUGAGAAAAUGCCAGUUUUAAUCUUAAUGAAACACGAUCAAGGAUAAAUCGUUGUUUAUCGUGGAAUUAAAAAACUAGGAUUUAUUAUUUAUAUCGAGAAAAUCGUUAUAAUUAAUGUAAAAUUGUGAAGAAAACGAGUCGGGGAGAAAAAGAGGGAAAUUUAAAACGACACGACGAAAACCAUUCUACAUUCUGAAUAUUCGAUUAAUAACACUCUGAUAAAUAUUUAAUUGCAUUAAAUUACAAGUAUCCCAUUGAAUUUAUCCCUGAGUAGUAGAUGCGAAGAAAUUAUUCACUCGUAAUGUCGCAUACCCUUCGAAGGAUCUCCCCCCACCCCUCCUCCUCCCCAAAUCUAAUUUCGACUUCAAACUCGAAUCUCAUCCAACUUUUGCAAAUUGGCGAAAGUUAUAAAUCCCGUAUAAACUUUAAAAAUUAAUUUUCUCCCCUGUGAGGGGAAUUAUCGAAUUAUAUCCACAUCCGUUAAAUGAUUAACAAUAACUAAAUCAAUAGGAUGGCACAUAAGCAUUAUACCCACGUAUUCUUUAAUACGAAACACGGCCAAGUUUGCAACGACGGAUAUUGAUUUACGAGGGAACCAUAAUUCGCAGCACCACAACUACGAAAUAUCGAUCCUCGAGCUCGUGAAAGUUUGCCCGCGGUUUGCUCCACUCCCAUUUCUGGGUUAUGACACAUCGAGUACAAUUGGCUAUCGCCAGGGAUGGGUUAAUUAAUAACCCGAGUCAAAGCCAAUUAAUUUCAACGGCUCGUCUCGGCCUCUUACAAACGAAUCCCCGUCGAUCGUGGAAAACCUCGUGUGGGAAAAUUUCGUAUUCCGGCUUUUAUGCUUUCUCACCUAGCACCAGUUUGCAAUUGAAGGGAUUGUAAGAAAUUAGGCUUCGCUUAAUUAAUCUGGCUGGGUUGGUUUCAAGGAGAUCGAGAGUUUAAAUUUGUUCUCUCGAGAGUGAAAAUUGUACUCGUACCGAUUAAAAUGUUUGCAAUUUUUAUUUCAAUCUGAAUUUAGAUAGUAUUACAGAAAACUCUUCCGUUAAAAAAUGUACCAAGCAAUUUUUCAACACACCUCGAUUAUUAUAAUUCGAA